Halichondria panicea is the source of this 2372-nucleotide messenger RNA. Its product is annotated as hemicentin-2-like. Bases 72 to 2258 code for a protein of 728 amino acids. NCBI's taxonomy places the organism in Eukaryota, Metazoa, Porifera, Demospongiae, Suberitida, Halichondriidae. The transcript is spliced from 10 exons. The record is from RefSeq and is a predicted model, not a curated record.
CCUGCUGACAAUGCAGAUACAUAAUUAGAUAUCGCACUGACGACCCAGCUAGCUAGCUGUAGAUACAAGAGAUGAAUAUUUAUACUAGUAGAGUGGUGUGGUGUGUGUGUUUAGUGGUGUUGGUCAACAUUGAUUGGUGCUCUGCUGUGGAUUGUGUCAAUACGCCUGGGGUGCCAGUAACUGCACGAGUGCCUGAGGUGGUGUAUGCUGAGGAGUCUGGUUGUGUGUUAUUAAACUGUUCUGCUGAUGUGGGUCCUGUGGCCUGGUACAAGAACAACAUUCCCAUACCCAACUCUAUUUCUAGACAGACCUUCACACCUGAGGGGGACCUGAGGUUUGAUAGUGUCUCAGCUUCACAAGCAGGCUGGUACUCUUGUGUGGGCCCUACUGCACUACAUCAACACUUCCUUCUCAUAGUCGGCUCCUCUCCAACUUCUGUGGAGACAGUAUCGAUAUCAUACAAUGUAGUGAGUGGUUCUCGUGUGGAGCUAGGCUGUGUAAGUAAUGGCAGUCCACCACCAGUCAUCACCUGGAGGGAUGGCUCUGAUGACCCAGUGUUAGAGAGUAACUCACUAAGAGUGGACCCCAGGAGCAACUCCCUCAUCAUACACAACUACACAAGGACAGAAAGUGGGGGAUACUAUUGUCAGCUCUCCAAUGACUUUGGUGUUGUCAAUGCUACACGUACUGUUGUUAGUAUCACAGAUACUCCAGCCCCCCCCUACACUUCACCCCUAGAGGACCGACCCACUCCACACAACCUACCCACCAAUAUCACCACUCCUCUCACGCUCUCCUGUACUGGACUCAACCUUCAGAGUAACAACAUCACAGUCCAAUGGUUCAAAGACUAUACACUAUUAUCCAGCCAGACAGAUGAUAACCUGACUCUCUCCAGUGUACCCCCACAAUCAAGUGAUGCUGGCUACUAUUGCUGUACUGUGUCUUAUCUUGACCAACAAAUCAACCACCACUGUAUCACAGUGUGGGUGAGAGAGAGCUUGAAGUUCUCAUCUAUUCUCCCGCCCACACUCCUGGCCCUCUCCUCCACACACCCCCGCCCACUCUUGCCCUGUGCUGGUGUGGAGAGGACGUAUGACACACCUCUAGUGUCAUGGCAACGUGAUGGCCGCCCCCUCACUAACUCCACACACGGCCUCAACUAUAUCAGAGUGGAGGGAGAUGGUGUCUACACGUGUCACAUCAGUAACUCUGUGAAGUCUAAGAGCAUGUCCUUCACCGUCAGUCUAGUGGAUGUGUGCAGUGGAGGAGUGGAUGUUGUGGUGGAUGGUGAUGCUUCCAAUGGAUCAAUGUGGACACCCAGUAAUAAUAACGCUCGUGUAGACACUAUCAACAAUGAGCAAGUGUUUGUGUUGGACUACUCCAUUAAUGGCACUAAUUUCUCUCAGUCACUACCGCAGCUUCAAGUCACUAGUCUGCAGAUCAGUGCUCGUGUUCGUGUUCAGCAGACCACCUCCAACCCCUCUUCACGAGGACUGGCCACUGUUAGGCUACUCACUUCUCAAGGCUUGCUGACGCUAACCAAUCCCGACAAUGUGUCCCAGGCCUGGCAGUGGGUAGGCAAGGCGAUAGACUUCCCCCAACCAAUAGAUCUACUCUCACUACAACUGUUUGUGGAUGGCGGUGAUUCAGGAAUGGCUUAUUUUGACAAUGUGUGUAUGACUGUGACUGUGGGACCUCCUCUGCUGGUCAUCAUUGGAGCCAGUGUGGGAGGGGGACUAGCUUUGCUCCUGUGUCUGGUACUCUCCUGCUUCUGUUUCCUUUGUUGUUUCCUCUCUAGGAACAAGAAACAGACAAUCAGGAUGAAGAAAGGAAGUGUCAAUCUGAAGCGGGAGAAUGGUGGUGACGUGAGGCUGGAGGGCUGCACUGCAGAGACUGAGACGGCAGACAGACAUUAUGAGACCUUAAGACGUGAUCCUGACUAUGCUAAUAAUGACAGCUAUCAAUACAUUGACCCUCAGGAGAUCUCUGUUCCACACAACAGUGAUGGGCAGUACAAAGCUCUGGACCCCAAGUCACUGGAGACACACGUGUAUAUGACAGCGACCCCCCUCAGCCAUCGUAGCACUGCUAGUAUACACACCUUGACUGAAGAGGAGGCUGCAUCCGGGUACCUGCAAGUGCUGCCAUCAUCUCUCCCGAAUGAUGAUGAUAUCUAUGAGAAUGAGAGGAUCGUCCGUUGUGCCACCAGCCCAACACAACUAGAACAUGAAACUAACCUCUACGAAUGUGUCUAGUUUAAUAUACAUUGUGGCAUUGUAUUAAUAAUAUUGUAUGCGUGUGUGUUUGAAUAAAUUUUGAGAGUACUCUUCUACUCUUGUUUUAAUUGCAUAAUCAUUUAUUCACUCCUA